AUGUACCUGAGUGACCAGAAGGGGUUAAACCAGGAUACUCCCCUUCCCAGACCUCAUUUAAGAGUUGGCUGCGAAGAUAAGGGUAUUUUGCUGGAGAUCCUUGUGUACCUGUGUGAAGAAGCUCCUGCUCAGGCCCAAAUUAUCCAUGCUGGGCAGGCAUGUGUAGUGAAGGAGGACAACAUCAGUGAACGUGUUUACACGAUUCGGGAAGGGGACACGCUGGUCCUGCAGUGUCUGGUCACAGGACACCCCCGGCCACAGGUGAGAUGGACCAAAACAGCUGGCAGCGCAUCGGACAAAUUCCAAGAGACGUCAGUGCUUAACGAGACCCUUCGGAUUGAGAAGAUCCAAAGGCUGCAGGGGGGCCGCUAUUACUGUAAAGCAGAAAAUGGGGUUGGGGUCCCUGCCAUCAAGUCCAUUCGAGUAGAUGUGCAGUAUCUAGAUGAACCUGUCCUCACUGUUCAUCAGACUAUCAGUGAUGUACGUGGCAGCUUCUACCAGGAGAAGACUGUUUUCCUCCGUUGCACCGUCAACUCCAACCCACCAGCUCGCUUCAUAUGGAAACGGGGAGCUGAGACACUUUCCCACAGUCAGGACAAUGGUGUGGACAUCUAUGAACCCCUCUAUACACAGGGUGAAACCAAAGUCCUGAAGCUGAAGAACCUGCGGCCCCAGGAUUACGCCAGCUACACAUGCCAGGUGUCUGUCCGCAAUGUCUGCAGCAUCCCUGACAAAUCGAUCACCUUCCAGCUCACAAACACCACAGCCCCACCUGCUCUGAAACUGUCAGUCAAUGAAACAUUGGUGGUCAACCCUGGUGACAACAUCACUAUGCAGUGCUCUCUGACAGGCGGUGACCCACAGCCAGAGGUGCUUUGGUCUCAUUCUCCCGGCCUGCUGCCUCCCAACAGCCUCGUGCAAGGAGGCAACCUCACCAUCUGGAGGAUCCGCGUGGAGGACUCAGGAUACUACAACUGCACAGCCAUAAACAAUGUGGGGAACCCAGCAAAGAAGACAGUGAACCUACUGGUGCGGUCCAUGAAGAAUGCCACGUUCCAAAUCACCCCUGAUGUGAUCAAAGAGAGUGAGACCAUCCAGUUAGGGCAGGACUUGAAACUCUCAUGCCACGUGGAUGCUGUCCCCCAGGAGAAAGUUGUCUACUCCUGGUACAAGAAUGGGAAACCAGCCAGGUUCUCAGACCGGUUACUCAUCACCAGGAAUGACCCUGAGCUCCCACCUGUGACCUGCAGCUUGGAGAUUAUCGACCUGAGAUUCAGUGACUAUGGCACCUACCUGUGUGUGGCCACCUUCCAGGGAGCACCCAUUCCUGACCUCAGUGUGGAGGUGAACAUCUCCUCAGAGACAGUGCCGCCAACCAUCAGUGUCCCCAAGGGUCAGUCUACCAUCACUGUCCGGGAGGGCUCCAGGGCUGAGCUGCAGUGUGAGGUUCGAGGGAAGCCUAAGCCACCCAUCAUCUGGUCCCGAGUAGAUAAGGAAACCCCCAUGCCUUCAGGGACAAUGACGGUGGAGACAUAUGAUGGGAAGCUGCACCUGGAGAGCGUCAGCCGAGAAAUGAGCGGGACCUAUAAGUGCCAGACAGCCAGGUACAAUGGCUUUAACAUCAGACCACGGGAAGCCCUGGUGCAGCUCAACGUGCAGUUUCCACCGGUGGUGGAGCCAGCCUUCCAGGAUGUGCGGCAGGGCAUGGGGCGCAGCGUCACCCUGCGCUGCACCAUGCUGAAGGGCAGCCCCAUGAAGGUGGCCACCUCUGUCUGGCGCUUCAAUGGCACCCUGCUGGCGCAGCCCCCUGCAGAGCAGCAGGACUACUCAGAGCUAAAAGUGGACAGCGUGAGCCGGGAGACCAGCGGCAGCUACGAGUGCAGCAUCUCCAAUGAUGUGGGGGUCUCCGCCUGCCUCUUUCAGGUGUCUGCAAAAGCUUACAGCCCUGAGUUUUACUAUGACACUCCAAACCCCACCCUGAGCCAGAAGCAAUCCAAGAAUUACUCUUACAUCUUGCAGUGGACACAGAAGGAACCUGAUGCUGUGGAUCCUAUCCUCAAGUAUCGCCUGGAAGUCAGGCAGCUGGCUCAACGAAACAUCAUCCAAACCUUCAUUCCUGUGCAGAAAAUGGAGAAGGGCCUGUUGCUGGAGCACAUCCUGCCCAACCUGAAGGUGCCUCAGAGCUACGAAGUUCGCUUGACACCUAUCACCAGCUUUGGGGCUGGCGAUAUGGCUGCUCGCAUCAUCCGGUACAUGGAACCAAUCAACUAUCCCAGCCCAACAGAUAACACCUGUCGCUUUGAGGAUGAGAAGAUCUGCGGCUUCGUGCAAGACAAGAUGGACAACUUUGACUGGACACGGCAGAACGCCCUGACCCAGAACCCCAAGCGUACUGUCAACACUGGGCCACCCACGGACAUCAGCGGUACGCCAGAGGGUUAUUACAUGUUCAUCGAGGCCUCUCGGCCCCGGGUGACAGGAGACAAAGCCCGGCUGAUCAGCCCACUAUACAACAUCACGGCCAAGUACUACUGUGUCUCCUUCUACUACCACAUGUACGGCAAGCACAUCGGCUCCUUGAAUCUGCUGGUUCGCGUGCGGAACAAGCGGGCCAUCGACACCCAGGUGUGGUCACUGAGUGGGAACAGGGGGAACAUGUGGCAGCAAGCACAUGUGCCCAUCAACCCGCCUGGGCCCUUCCAGAUCAUCUUCGAAGGCGUCCGGGGCACGAGCUAUGAGGGAGACAUUGCCAUUGAUGAUGUCACUCUGAAAAAGGGGGACUGUCCAAGGAAGCCAAUUGGACCGAAUAAGGCGGUUGCUCUUCCAGGAAGUGGGGUUCCAGCCCAGCAUGGCCCUUGUCUUUGUGGCCCAUUGACUUUCUUCCUUUACGUGCUGCUCAGAUGA
Molecule: messenger RNA, 2904 nt
Organism: Lagopus leucura (white-tailed ptarmigan)
Lineage: Eukaryota; Metazoa; Chordata; Aves; Galliformes; Phasianidae
Gene: MDGA1
Product: MAM domain containing glycosylphosphatidylinositol anchor 1
Exons: 17
Coding region: 1-2904 (967 amino acids)
Biological process (GO): homophilic cell-cell adhesion
Cellular component (GO): plasma membrane
Molecular function (GO): protein binding
Source: RefSeq, a predicted model, not a curated record